This is a messenger RNA of Chelonia mydas (Green sea turtle), 7675 nucleotides long. It is a transcript of the gene SV2B, whose product is annotated as synaptic vesicle glycoprotein 2B. Gene Ontology annotation, biological process: chemical synaptic transmission; transmembrane transport. Gene Ontology annotation, molecular function: transmembrane transporter activity. The transcript is spliced from 13 exons. The coding region runs from base 621 to 2762 and encodes 713 amino acids. NCBI's taxonomy places the organism in Eukaryota, Metazoa, Chordata, Testudines, Cheloniidae. The record is from RefSeq and is a predicted model, not a curated record. Gene Ontology annotation, cellular component: membrane.
AAGCCUAAGCAUUGGAAAUGAAACAUCCACACAGCUGGGCAGAUGCACACAUGGUGGAGGCAGAUGGGGGGACCGUGGUAUGUGCUUAGGUCCCCAGAAUGGCGGAUAAAUUCUGCGAAGUCUCCCUGGAAUAAUAAUAAGAGGCUGCACACAAAUGUGCUUGAAACAAGGCAAGGAGUUGAGCUGUGAAUCCCCUACAAGCUGUUGGAGUGAAUUCGUGGCACUGCAGACCAUUUGCCUGGUUCUAAGGGCAUGGCCUUCAUCAGCACAAUGGAUCAGAAAAAAGAACAACCUACCAAGUCUUCCUAGCUCCUGGUUGUACAAAGUUGCUGAUCCCUCACAUAUCUCCAGUCAACAGUCCCAACUACACCUUCCUUCCUACUGAAAGAAGCAAGUCAACAAAGUCUAGCUGAAACGUGAAACGUUACCAAAAGCCCUGUAAAAAACUCUCCCCUGAAAGUUGACAGUCAUUCUCUUUGUGAGCUCAGUGCACUGCGCAUCAGAUUCCAGAUCAGAGGGAAGUUAUGUUUGUGUAGCUAGUAGCAGAGAUUGCACAAAUAAAUAAACACGCGUAUAUAUUCGAGAUUAUACACACCGCACUAUACUGUGUGUAGAAGUAUAUGCUCAGAAUGGAUGAUCGGUAUAGAAACAACGCAAAUCUGUAUCAAGGGGCUAAGGACAUCGCUAGAGAGGUGAACCAGGUGUCAGAUGACUACCGGUAUCAGGAUGGCAACUAUGAAAGGUAUGCACCUUCAGAUGGCUAUCACCAUGAUGGGAAUGAGCCAACCCAAGAAGAGGAUGCCCAGAGCGAUGCCACGGAAGGCCAUGAUGAGGAUGAUGAGGUCUAUGAAGGAGAGUACCAGGGCAUCCCUCACCCAGAUGACAUUAAGGGCAAACAGAAGAAGAAAGCCCCUGCCAUGGCCGAUGAGUUUAGAGACAAGGCUGAACUCAUAGCCGAGCGGAUGGAGGAUGAGGAGCAGCUUGCCCACCAGUAUGAGAACAUCAUCGAGGAGUGUGGCCACGGGCGCUUCCAGUGGACACUCUUCUUUGUUUUAGGCUUGGCACUAAUGGCAGAUGGGGUGGAGGUGUUUGUGGUUGGCUUUGUUCUGCCCAGUGCUGAGAAGGAUAUGUGCUUGUCCAGCUCAAACAAAGGGAUGCUAGGGCUCAUAGUCUACCUGGGAAUGAUGGUGGGAACCGUCAUUUGGGGUGGCCUGGCAGAUAAACUGGGAAGGAGGAAAUGCCUCAUCAUAUCACUCGCAAUCAACGCUGCCUUUGCAUUCCUCUCCUCCUUCGUCCAGGGAUAUGGAUUCUUCCUCUUCUGCCGCCUUAUCUCCGGCUUCGGCAUUGGGGGAUCCCUCCCCAUCGUCUUUGCUUAUUUCUCUGAAUUUCUUUCUCGUGAGAAGAGGGGGGAACACCUGAGCUGGCUCUGCAUGUUCUGGAUGAUUGGUGGCAUUUAUGCCUCUGCAAUGGCUUGGAGCAUCAUUCCACACUACGGCUGGGGUUUCAGCAUGGGAACCAAGUACCACUUCCACAGCUGGAGGGUAUUUGUAAUCGUCUGUGCUCUGCCCUGUAUCUCUUCACUGGUGGCACUUAAAUUCAUGCCGGAAAGUCCACGUUUUUUGCUAGAGAUAGGUAAACAUGAUGAAGCCUGGAUGAUUCUCAAGCAAGUUCAUGAUACCAACAUGCGGGCUAAGGGAGAGCCGGAGAGGGUGUUCACGGUCGCCCACAUCAAAACUCCAAAGCAAAUAGAUGAGUUUAUUGAAAUCCAGAGCUCAACAGGGACAUGGUACCAGCGCUGGUUGGUCAGAUUCACGACCACGUUCAAACAGGUCUGGGACAACCUGUUGUAUUGCUUGACAGCCCAGUACAGGAUGAAUACACUGAUUCUGGCUGUGGUUUGGUUUUCAAUGGCCUUUAGUUACUAUGGCCUUACUGUCUGGUUCCCUGACAUGAUCCGAUAUCUCCAGAAUGAGGAGUAUGAAUCCCGACUGAAAAUCUUCGAGCGGGAACGUAUAGAUCACUUCACCUUCAACUUCACAGUGGAAAACCAGAUCCAUAGGAAUGGGGCAUUUGUCAAUGAUAAAUUUACUAAGAUGAAAUUCAAAUAUGUGACAUUUGAGGACGUGCUGUUUGAGGAAUGCUAUUUUGAAGAUGUGACAGCCAUCGAGACCUUCUUCAAAAACUGCACCAUUAUAUCCACUGUCUUCUAUAACACUGAUCUUUAUGAACACAAAUUCAUUGAGUGCAGGUUUAUAAACUGCACCUUCCUGGACCAGAAGGAGGGAUGUCACCUGGACUUUGAGCAGGAAAACGACUUCCUAAUUUAUCUCGUCAGUUUCCUGGGUAGUUUGUCCGUGUUGCCUGGCAACAUCAUCUCAGCCCUGCUCAUGGACAAAAUAGGAAGGAUAAAGAUGAUUGGUGGCUCAAUGCUGAUUUCUGCAGUGUGCUGCUUCUUUCUGUUCUUUGGCAAUAGUGAGUCUGCGAUGAUUGGCUUGCAGUGUCUGUUCUGUGGGACCAGCAUUGCUGCCUGGAAUGCCCUGGAUGUGAUCACCGUGGAGCUCUAUCCCACCAGUAAAAGAUCAACAGCCUUUGGCAUCCUCAACGGUCUCUGCAAGGUUGGUGCCAUCCUGGGGAACUCUAUCUUUGCCUCCUUUGUUGGGAUAACCAAAGUGGUUCCCAUCCUUCUGGCCUCCUCUGCGCUGGUUGCAGGAGGGCUGCUAGCCCUGAGGCUACCAGAGACUCGAGAACAGGUCCUGAUGUGAGAAAUUGGGCAGCAGGAAAUGAAGAAGAGCUACAAAAAAGAGCCAUGUCUAGAAAAAUCAAAAUGUCCAUUUAUCCUUUUCUGCGGAUACCUCAGAUAUGGGGAGGGGGGAAAAACAACCCCUAAUUUAAGACCAUUUCCCAUCCAUGAUUGGCUCUUUGCAACCAGGGUACAUACACACUGCAGCACUUUGCUCGUUUGCUUUAGAUCCAGUCCACACUGGGGAGAGACUGAGGAUCUGUCCUUCCCAUGCGUGCAUGGGCAUAACUGACACAAAUAUUAACAGCAGCAUUGUGUGUGCAGGAAUCAAGGGGGAGAACAGAUUCAAACCUUUAUAUGCCCUGGAUGAGUUGCAAGAAAACAUCUGCAUUUACAAGCUGUCCUGGCUUGCAAAAGAACUGGAAGAUAGUUAACAAACCAACUCUGCUGAGGUUAGGUCUAGCUUUGGGGGUCAAGAUUUCCAAAAAUGACUAGUAAUAUGGAAUAUCUUGAUUUUGGGGGCCCAAUUUGAGACACCUUUCAGGGGCCUGAUUUUUAGAGGGUAAGUGCUCAGUGCUUUCUGAAAAUCAGACCCCUUUAUAUUAUCUCUAGUUGGGCACCCAGAAUCACUAGUCAUGUUCUUGAGCUGGGAUUUUUUAAAAAUAAAAAUAUAUCCUAUUUCAAUUUCUAAUUUUAAAUCUCUAUAUUGUUCUCACCAAGAAGAAUCUAAAACUAAAACAAAACUAAAAACCAGUCCCACUAACACAAGACAUCCAGAGCAAUCCCUAGGAAGAGACGUUAUUCUUGUCCAGUCAACAGUUCUUUAAUGGUGUUGAUUUUAGGAUAUUUGUAUAAUAGGAAUUUUUUUCUGCCUAGUUCUGUUUAAGAGAAAUUGGCAUGAUGUUGGGGAUUCUGCAAACCAAAUGUGUAUAUAUUAUGCGGUGUAAAUAGGGGACAAUUUUUGUUUAAAGUCUAGAGGAUGGUAACUACUAGAAUUUACCAGCAUUUUAGCCAUAUUAGUUAAGGAAAAUGAUGUGUGAGUUUCCUAUAGAUUUGGGUCUUAUUGAAACACUGUAAGCACAAUUAUUUAUAGCUUUUUAACCUGAUGUCUAGAGAAUGCACUUAGCAAACUUUCAUUGUACAGUAUAUUUAAUUGUCUGUUAAGUGGGAUAAUGAAGUUUUAAAUUCUGUAAAGAUCAUUCUUGGAAUUCCUAUGAUUCCUCAUGGUAUGACUUUGGCUUUGCCACACAACUAGACACAAAGUGAUACAGUAGAACCUCAGAGUUAUGAACACCAGAGUUACAAACUGACUGGUCAACGACACACCUCAUUUGGAACCGGAAAUACGCCCUCAGGAAGCAGAGAUAAAAAAAUGCCACAACAGUACAGUACUGUUCUGUUGUUAAAUGUAAACUACUAAAAAAAAAAAAGGGAAAGUUUAAAAAAAAGAUUUGACAUGGUAAGGGCACGUUUCAUUUAAAUUAAGGUGGUUAAAAGCAGCAUUUUUCUUCUGCAUAGUAAAGUUUCAAAGCUGUAUUAAGUCAGCGUUCAGUUGUAAACGUUUAAAAGGACAACAUAACAUUGUGUUCAGUGCCCGUUCCCCAGAUGUUCGUAACUCUGAGGUUCUACUGUACACGUUCAGUUGCAUUUUUGGAUAUAUAUAUUUUUUGGAAGCAAGAAUGAAAGGCAAAAAAAUAAAUCUUCCGCUGCUCAUAACAAUAUAGAUAAUGCUAAUCAGACCAUUAGCAGGCACAGAGGCGGGCUGGCAUCUAAUGGGACCAGAUGAGUCAUGGGAAAUUUGUGUCACUUAUGACAGUCUGUGACAUAAAAAGCUGUUUGAUACUAUUGCCACUGUCAAGUUUGAUGGAGAAGUGGCACAGUGCAAAGGAAAAUCAAGGUUCCCAUUUGUGCUUUUAAAAAUCACUGGUUCACGUUUGAAUCCAAGCUGAAAAUUCACAAAUCCACAGGGAUUUCCCCUUUACCAACAAGGCAGCAGUGAAAUGAGUUAUAAUGCCACAGUUACCGUACAAUAAUGCAUCUUACUAUACAGAAACUACUAGGGAUGAUCACUAAUUUGGCUAACAGAUCACUAGAAACUCACAUGCUGAUUGGAUUCUGGAGUUAUGGGGAUCACUUGCUCUUUCUUUUGCCUUUUUCCCCAUCCACCCACUGAGUUGAACUGCCUUGUCCACGUCCUCCUUCUCCUCUUUCAUGACCUCCAAAAGCCAUAUUGAUCUCCCCGCUGGGUCCCCUGCCUUUAAGGAUAGGAAAAUGGCCACUCUGAAUCCCCUAUACCUGGGGUUAAAGACUUCACAGUCUAACUCCUCUGCUGCAUGGAGGCAGUUAUAUAUAAGCAGUAACUCACAUUAAUAUUGUCCCCUGAUAGCUGCGGGAUUCAUUCAUGGCAUCACUGUAAGGAGUAUAUUUUCUACAGUAGAAGUAUACAGAGUAUAUGUAAAUCAUGGGAAGCAAAUGUUUCUGGGACUCCUUGGCCCCGACACUAAAUCUCCAUUGGGUUUCACUGUUCUGUGGUCAGCUCAAGCAAGGAAAUUGCAGUACGUAAUUGUGAAGCUCCCAGGUUACAACUGGCUAUGGAUUUUUCAGAUUUAGGUUGAGGUUUAUGAAAGUGAUAAAAUCAUGAGCUGCUGUAAUAAUUCUAGGCUUCUUAUGCCUCGUGUCUUCAGCUUACAGAUAGCUUUGAACCCUUCUCUACUAGUCUUCGAAAGGGCUAGGUCCAGCUUUCUUCAUGCACAGCACCCGGUCCCUUGGAAAGGCUGAAGCUAAUGCUACUGUGUCCUUUUAAAUAUGGCAGCAGUACACGGGCACCUCCUUAACCCCUUCUCUGCUGCUGAGGAUUGUGUCCGAGAAAGCAGCGUUCCCUAAAAAACAUCCCAUCCUUGCCCUCUGCUGGAGGUAGACAUGUACUUCAGCACUGAAGAGAUCACAGACUUCCUUGUGAUCAAACCACUAUAGGGCGACUCACUCCAUUUGUCUCGGUGUACUUAGGGAGAAUGUUUCAUGUUCUGGGUGAUUGUGUUGCAUCACUCUGUGAUGUCGAGUUCAUCUGUAUUUAUUUUACUAGGCAUUGUUAGUCAGGUAAGUAUGUAGUGCUGGGACAUUCAAAAGUACUAACCUGACCCAAUUGUGUUCUGCACUGACUUUGUACAAUGACUGUAGCCACAGUGUUUAUAUUGAAAAACCCAUCAAUUCACUCCUGAGGAGGCGGAAACUGAGAGCUUCAGUUAUUGGAAAUGGGGAAGUAGGAGAUGGUCACUGAAACUUUAGAAGCCUUUCUUCUUCCGGGGAUUAAUCUUCCCCAGAGUCUGCAUGGUGGAAGUUUGGAUUCCAUAGGUUUGUGGGGACCAAGUACUAAGCAGUAGACAGUGGGUAUCAGGCUUACACUAGCCAGGGACAUCAGCUAGAUGAUAUAAAAUGCCUGUUGCAUCUCUAAUGACUAUGAAUCAAUCACUCAGAGGUGCACAGGAUGCUGCCCUUGUAUCUUGAUGGAUGGUACAGUUCUUGUCUGUGAACUUUGGACGAGGAGUUCACCAGCCCAAUUCUAAUGUGAAAGCUUAGACACACACUGCAUCUGAUCAUUAAUAUCACAAUAGUCUGAGAAGGGAUGAUACAAUGCUAGGGAUAUAACAAAGACUUUAGCAUGGGGAAAUAAAGCCUUGUUUGUUCUUAUUACAGAGAUCUGUCAAAUCCCUAAAUACACCCUCAGCACAUCCUGUUUUUUGUUCACCUGCAGCCCAAUUAGCUCCCUGUAAAGCUGCACCCAACCAUCCAGUGAUUUUAUCCUCACCUUACUGCCUUGUAGUUUUUAAUUAGACUUGGGGCCAAACCAAAAUGCUGGAUCUGCGCGUAUGCUGAACUUUGGGAAUGUUUGGAAACAGAUCUGAAUUUUGAGCUGCUGCCAACUCCUUUUCAGAAUCAAAACUAUGGAUCCCAACAGCCCUGUAUGUUGGGAAAGUUCUGAUUUGGAUCCAAAUUGUGUGGACUGGGCCCAUCUCUACUGUUAAGUCUUUUCCAUAUGGAAUUUCUCAGACAAGACCAAUAUUUUACCUGCCUAUUUCUGGUAUUUGCUACAGUUAAAGGUCAUCUUUAGUCUUAGAAUGUCCUGGGUACACUGGACCAUCCACAGCGGGGACUGGUUCCUGGCUAUAGGAAGCUCUCUUAGUGAGCUUCCUUUUCACUGAGUAUUCACUCCCCAAAGCAGUUAGAAGAUUUCAUAGACUUUAAGGCCAAAAGGGACCAGUAUGAACAUCUAGCCUUACCACAGGCAAUAGGAAUACAUAACGAAGAGGGGGUUCUGCCUCAAACUCCAUGGAUCUCCAAGGAUCAGCCAAAGGCCCAUCUGGCUCUCUCCAUUCACACAGUCCAGGGCAUAAUGGGUGAGACACAUGCCCUACCACCUGGCCAGGGGAAGCAAAGCAUGUAGAGAAUCCCUUCUAUGGAUGACUCUAGGGGGUACAAUCUGGCCCUCUGUGCUGACUUUUCCUAACUGUAGAGUGGAGUUGAUGAGACUCACUGGCAACACAGGGGCAUCCUGAGUCUUGAUCCAUUAGUGUUUGUAAGCAUGCUGAGAUCCUCAGGUGGGAGGUACCAGAGAAGUGCAAAGGAUUACUAUUAGUGCUGUUCUUCAUCUUAUUAGAAUAAAGAUGCCAUGGCACUUACUGCAGGAUGCUAGUCUGAGCAUCCUGGCCCCAUUCUAAUAUGGAGAAUUACAUACUGCCUCCCUAAGUUCCCUGUUGCUUUAAUUGGAUAGAAUACUCUCCAUCCCUUUCUUUACCUUAGCUGUGCAGAGCUUCCUCUUGCUUAGAACUGCCUCAUUCAACCCCAGUGGUGGCCACAGUUUGGCAGAGGGCAAGGUGACCUCUCUAUGUGUAUACUGUCAGCUGUAAUUCAGGACCGCUCUCUCAGACUUUAAAGAGG